Triticum aestivum (bread wheat) is the source of this 2970-nucleotide messenger RNA. Its product is annotated as methyl-CpG-binding domain protein 2. The coding region runs from base 1536 to 2342 and encodes 268 amino acids. NCBI's taxonomy places the organism in Eukaryota, Viridiplantae, Streptophyta, Magnoliopsida, Poales, Poaceae. The transcript has 16 exons. The record is from RefSeq and is a predicted model, not a curated record.
UACACAUACGUGACCGCAGCCGCCUUCUCCCCUCGCUCCUCACUUCCCCCCACUCACGAACCCUAGCUUCUUUGUGCCGCCGCCGCCGCUCGGUCUAGAUUUGGAGCUGACGUGCUCGCCUCGCCUCAGUUGGUUCCGGAUUUGGCCACAUGCGCGCGUCCGUCGUCCGUCGUUUGCUCGGUCGUCGCCAUGGGAAAGGGAGGUGGAUAGGGUUUGGUGCGAGGGUUUGUUCCUUCUUCGGAUUUGGCCGUGCUUGGUCCUGUUUUUUUGUUUCAGAUGCGGAUCUGAACCAUCCACAUAUGCGUUUAUUUUUGUUGAUUCUUUAACUGUUCGCUGUUGUCGUUGCAUGGUUGUCUGGUUUGGGUAUGUAAGAUUACAAUCAAACUGAACUAUGACAAUUUAUACAUCAUAGUUAGGUAUCAAAGUGAUUAUGUAUUCACGUGAAGACUAUGCAAGCCGAAUGGAUGUAUAGUCGUUACAUAUGUUCAGGUUUAGGAGAUUUACCAUGACAGCUUGUGACAGAUGCAAAUCAUGGAUGCUAGCAAGUGUGAUUGGAUGACGGUUGUGAGGUUCGUCGCUGCAGUUGUUGUGGUGUCUCUAGCUGUUAUUCAUUCCCAUUGAAACGUUUCGCCUAGCUCUCAGGAUGUACUUUUAGGCCUUCAAUGCCUCCUGGCUGUGGACCGGGUCGCGGUCGUGCCGCUGCUGAUGGCCCUGCCCGUGGAAGCGGGCGCUGGCAUGCCGUUGCUGAUGGCCCUGCCCGUGGAAGCGGGCGAGGGCGUGCCGGUGCUGAUGGCCCUUCCCGUGGAAGCGGGCGAGGGCGUGCCGCUGCUGAUGGCCCUGCCCGUGGAAGGGGGCAUGGGCGUGCCGCUGCUGAUGGUCCUACCCGUGGAAGGGGGCGUGGGCGUGCCGCUGCUGCUGAUGGUCCUUCCCGUGGAAGGGGGAGAGGGCGUGCUGCUGUUGGUGGCCCUGCCCAUGGAAGGGGGCGUGGGCGUAGUAGGGUUGGUGGCACACUUCCUUCUCCUCCUAGAAUUCAUCUUGCUCCUCCUGUCAUUCGGCCGCGUUAUGUGCCCCGUGCCCCACCUGGGCUCGAGAAUCGCAAACGUAAACGAGAUGGUUGGUUACCCUAUGUGAGUGAGGUUGAGGCAACGUUGAACCGCAGGAAGCGCAAGGCAAUUAGAAAGCUGCGCCAUUCUGGAUUUGAAGGUCCAUUCAUUUUCCAAUUGCUUAGCUCAGUCUUAGACCCACCUGUACUUAUUAGUUUUGUCUGACAUGCUAGACCAUAUUGUUAUGGGCCCUUUGCCGAAAGAUUGGCGUGGUUUCGAUCAUGCAUUUGUUGAGUCGCUUAAAGCUUCAUAUGCAGAUGUAUCGUACCUUGGUACACCAGAUUAUAUCUGUGGAUAUUGUGGUGCUUAUUUCUGGUACGAGGAGAGGGUACAGGGAAAACCAUCAUAUACAAAACUGCUUUUAUACUGUUGAGCACCAGAAGCGGGGACUACCUCACGCUCACAUACUCAUCUGGCGGAAGGGAGAACAAGAUGGCGAUCGUUGCUUUAGAUGAGCUUGUCCAAGGAAAUAGCAAUGAUUCAGUCUAUGUGUAUGUCUCGCGACUAUGGAACCAUCGUGGAGGCACUGACACUGGUCCGAUCAAGCACACUGACAUGGUUCUUAUGGAUGCCGUGGGCAACCACAUGUAUGCUGAGAUUUCUGAGAAACUGGUUCCUACAUUUGCGUCAAGGAUUCGUGAAGGCUGCGCUUAUGUGAUUUCUCAGUUCUUGGUGUUUCCAAACAAACACUAUUUCAAGCCUGUCGCUGGACCACAUAUGAUCAGAUUCAACCGUUUUACCACAACCGACCCUCCAGCUAAUGAAGAGAUUGAAUUCCCAUUCUGUACUUACUCGCUCACCGCUUUGGCUCAUCUUCCUGCGCCGGUUGAGACCCCUGACUAUUUCACAGACAUCCUAGGACUUAUUGUCGGUGUGUCUGAUGCCAUGGUAUACCACAUCUCUAACAGAGCUGAGCCUUAUGUAAAGCGAACUAUCACUCUUGCUGACCUGAGUGGAUAUCAGAUCAAUGUCGUACUGUGGGGAGAGCAGGCAAAGGCCUUUGAUGGAGAUGAUGUCAUGCAGAUAGGCCAAACUGGACCAGUCAUUGCUCUAAUCGUUGGGACCCUGGUUAAAAACUAUGAAGGACGCAGGGGGGUUAGUGGUAGCGCAGCAUGCCGAUGGUACAUUAAUGAUGAUAUAUCUGACAUCACCCAAUUUCACGAAAGCCUCCAAGGAAAGUUCUCUCUUGUAAAGAAAAUUAUUCUUCCUGGUCAAACCGCAGAUGAGAAAAGUGCAUAGGUCAAUCUACAAACUAAAACAGUUGGUCAACUUCUCGACUUGAACAUAUAUGAGAAUAAGAGCACGCGUUUCUUCUGCUCGGUCACUUUGUACAGGCUCAGUCCUGGUCAGUGUUGGUGGUUCAUGUCUUGUGAGAAGUGCCAUAAAACAGCACAGCGACAUGGCCCUGUCUACAGGUGCAUUGACCCCACAUGUGCCUCCACCGACGCAAUGCCAAGAUAUCGCAUAUGCUUUAGAUGCACUAGCGAUUCAAGGGAGGCCGAGUUUAUUUUCUUCGACAGGGUUGGAAAAGAGAUUGUUGCCAAAUCUUUGAUCACUUUGCUGCAUGAAGGGUAUUCCAGUCGUACAACUCUUGAUGAGAUUGUUGAAAUAGCACGUGGAGACCCAGCCAUCCCUAAAUACAUAUCCACUUUGAUUGGCAAGAAGUAUAUAUUUGUGGUGUCUAUCUCUUCAAAGAGCUUUAUGCCUGAUGCCGAGGAGACAUCCUUCCAAGUUAUCAAGAUAGAUGUGCCUGUGGAAAAGACCUCGAGCUCUGCAGUUUUAUAUCGCAAGGCAGAUUCCUCUGGACCUUCUACUGGUGAUGUGGGGUGUCCUGGUUCUGGUGAUGUAUCACCCUUAGUGUUACCCG